Messenger RNA from Penicillium angulare, 3531 nucleotides. It is a transcript of the gene amdX, whose product is annotated as putative C2H2 transcription factor (AmdX). The transcript has 3 exons. Lineage: Eukaryota; Fungi; Ascomycota; Eurotiomycetes; Eurotiales; Aspergillaceae. Gene Ontology annotation, biological process: DNA-templated transcription; regulation of transcription by RNA polymerase II. Gene Ontology annotation, cellular component: chromatin. The record is from RefSeq and is a predicted model, not a curated record. Gene Ontology annotation, molecular function: RNA polymerase II cis-regulatory region sequence-specific DNA binding; zinc ion binding; DNA-binding transcription factor activity, RNA polymerase II-specific. Bases 1 to 3531 code for a protein of 1176 amino acids.
AUGUUACUGGGUGCUAUGGUUGGUCAGGAUCAAGACUACAGCUCAAAGUUGGCGGAUUUAGCCAGCAUCAACGAAACUCCCGCAAAUAUGCCUGCUCCAGCCAAGGAGAACAAGAAGGGCGAGACCAAUGGUCAAGCCGCCGCAAAUGGGAAUAUCCCGCCCCCGAAGACAGACAAGCCUCGGCCCCACGUUUGCACCACCUGCAGUCGCUCAUUUGCGCGAUUGGAGCAUCUGAAGCGCCAUGAGCGUUCGCACACUAAAGAAAAGCCCUUUGAGUGCCCAGAAUGCGCGCGAUGCUUUGCCCGUCGCGAUCUGUUGCUUCGGCAUCAGCAGAAACUCCACAUGACCACUACCCCUUCAUCUCGCCCAAGAAAUGGCCGCCGCGAAAGUACCGGCGCGGCUCCAGGAGGCACUAACCGUGUUCGCAAGAACUCCAUUGCUAAUAGCUCAACUUCUUCGUCAAUGCGACCGAGAGCCAACACCAUCAGCCAUAUUGAUGGCACCGCAUUGGGAAUUGCUAACGGUACCCCAUCAUCCGCCCCAACUCCAUCAGGCCAUGCUUAUCACCCCAGUCUGGGAUCAUCGCUGGGAUCAAGCAUGGAUUUUCGCGGUUUUGGCUCCGGCCACCCUACAAUGAACGGUUUGAGCAAAAUUGAAACUUCAGGAUUGCCCAUUGAUAUGUCUGGUGGAUUGCGAACGGCCCCCGUUUACGGAAGCUUUGAUAUGGGCAUUGACGGUAUGCUGAUGGGCCAUGGAAGCACAAUAAACCCGGCACAAUUACACUUCGCAGGUUCUCCCCCGGGCUUUGGUGACUCCCCUUCCUCCCCAUUUGGACAUAACCCCCACGCCAUGCACCCCGCUACGGACCCUAUGAUGGACGAAGACAUGAACUUUGAUUGGAUGAAUGGCUUCGACGCAGCUGUGGCACUGGGUAAUGGCAAUGACUCUGUUAUUGACGAGUCAUCCCCAUCCGCCAUGAGUACGGGUAGCCAAAGCGGAAUUAGUGAGGCCAUGCUCGAUGGCCCUAACCGUAUCCCCAUUUCCAAUGGCUGGCAUAACCCGUUCCCAGCACACUCGUCAGCCUCCGCCAACCAGUUCGCUACCCUCGACUUUUCGCCGACGACAUUGAACGAGUUGGGAAUCCCCCCGAGGACCGUAUCGCCCAAGUCACUGAUGGCUCAAAAUCCGUUUGCUGAGACCUAUGCUACCCCGCCAUCCAUGACCUCGGUCGGCCAGCCCCUCGUGGGAGGACAUUCGCAGAGUAUGUUAUCAUCCUCAAUGGCAACAAGCGGAGAAUCUCCUAAUCCUCUCAACGUUCCUUUCCCGAAUAGUGCCCUACGAAGUGAACAUUUCCCACUCUCAACGGAUACCUUUACAGACUCCACACGACAGGCUUUAUUAGUGAGCAUGUCGCAGCCCACUGGCUUCAAUCACCGCAAGUAUUCUCAGCCUGCAAGUGGACUUCUUAACAGCCGAGAAUUGUUCGCCCGCUCGACCGGCUUCAACAGCUCCGGUCAACUACCGAGUACCUCCGAUAUGCAACGGUAUAUUUCGGCUUAUCUUAAUUACUUCCAUCCACACAUGCCCUUCCUUCACACCCCGACCCUCAAUUUCCAAGCCCCCGAAUAUACGAACAACUUGCGCACACCAAGCGGACAUCUUAAUCUCAGUUCCACAGGAGUUUCAGGCGGAGGGGGUUGUCUAAUCCUUUCCAUGGCUUCUAUUGGUGCUCUCUACGAACAUGACACCGCUGCAUCCAAGGACUUAUUCGAAGCUGCAAAGAAGAUGAUUCAGCUCUACCUAGAAGAACGCAGAAAAGCCGAUAUGUCCGCCGCUCUCAGCCGCUCUAAUACCACUCGCGAUAAUUCCGUCCAUAAUACCCCUCUUUGGUUAGUACAAGCUAUGCUGUUAAAUGUGAUUUACGGCCACACCUGUGGCGAUAAAACAUCCGCGGAUAUAGCUAGUACACAUUGCGCAGCACUAGUCAGCUUAGCCCGUGCAGCUGAGUUGACAAACCACCUGGAACCGAAAAACCUACCACAAGAUCACCUUACCGCUGGCAUAAAUGGCUCCGGUGAUUCUGACAACUGGACUUCUUCGUCGUUCAAUCAACCUAAGGAAAGACGAGACUGGCUCAAUUGGAAAGUCGUUGAAGAGCGAAAGCGUACUCUAUAUGCUAUCUUUGUACUUUCCAGCUUCCUCGUGUCAGCAUAUAACCAUGCUCCCGCCUUGACAAAUUCCGAAAUUCGACUUGAUCUGCCCUGCGAAGAAGAUUUAUGGGCUGCUGAGUCUCCUCAAGCGUGGAAGAAGAUAGGUGGUCAGACAGCAUCGAAAAAGAGCGUACAGUUCUCAGCUGCCUUGACAUCUCUCCUCACAGCUAGCCAACGGCAACAACAAAACCAGUCGUCAAACCUAUUUUUUAGUGGUGGUGGUGCGGAUGACCCUUCACUUGCGGAAAAUCGCCCUAGUACGUUUGGCUGUCUCGUUCUUAUUUACUCCCUACAUAACUACAUAUGGGAGACUCGACAGCGACACAUGGGUCGACAAUGGACUGCACAAGAAACAGAAGCAAUGCAAUCACACAUUGAGCCUGCACUGCGAGCAUGGCAAGCAGCUUGGGCAAGCAAUCCUGUCCACAGUCUGGAACGACCGAAUCCAUUCGGUGCAGGACCUCUGUCUGCUGAUAGCAUCCCUUUGCUGGACCUGGCUUAUGUGCGACUAUUCGUCAACCUCGGUCGAUGUAAAGAGGCAUUCUGGCAACGAGACUGGAAUGGCAUGGCAGACGAAUUGGCCCGUGGUCCUGAAGUAUUCCAACAAAUUGAUACAGCUAUGAAUGAUUUGGUGGAUCCAUCCCUCACUGGCGCGCUUGAUGGUCGGCGAGAAUCGAUCAAUGAUUUGGGUGUUGCAGAACUUGCAAUCUCAAAAACGCCGACUCAAGAUGAGCCCAUGCAGCUGUUAUCAAAUGUAUAUAAGGGUGGCCAAUCAAGACGCGAAAAGCAUUUACGCAAAGCUGCUUUUUACGCUGCUGACUCGAUUUCCAUGUCAGAUCGAUUAGGCAAUACCUUCGCGGAAUUUUCGUCGAGAGAGCUUCCAAUCCAAUGCGCGAUGUGUGCGUUUGAUUGCGCACAAGUGCUGGCUGAGUGGAUUACUACUGUGCAAGAACGAGUUGGACCGUAUCUUGGAAUCCUGGGUCGUGACGAUCAUGAUCUGACUCAGGUGCCGGGUGUUAUGCUACUUGAAGAGGAGGACUGCAAGCUUGUGGAUAAAAUUAAGGAAAUUUUAAACAAUGUGGAGAACAAAAUGCAGCGGCAAGUGCAGAACAACAACACCAUGUCUGCACUUAGUGUUAUGCAACGUCUGCCAAGUGCGGUUGAAGGAGGAUAUGGUUGUAAAAUAUUGAUUGCCACGGCGAGCCUUUUAGACAGGGCUGCUGUGUGGCCAGUGACAAAACUUAUGGCGCGCUCCCUUGAGACCCAAGCCAUGCGAAUGAAGGAGCGAGCUGAACACUCCGUGAUGAUGACUACCCAAUAA